UAGUAACCGCAUGAAAGGGUCCGUUUCGUGACUCGGGUUCCAUUCCAGAGUCACACCUCCCGAGUUCGGACCGAGUCGGUCCUUUUUUUUUUUCUUUCUUGUAGUAAGAGAAAAGGAAAAGAGUGUGUGAUAGAAAGAGAGAGAGAGAGAGGGUGAUGAGAGGCAGCUUACCGGUUAACCGUCGAACGGUUUUCAAGUUACGUCAAGUUGGGAUCGCGACGCUUGGAUCGGUGAAGAUCAGGAUCCUUCUCUGCGGUUGCGUCGCGUUAACUCUACUCGCGGUCUCGAACCGUAACCGCGACAGUUCUUCCUUUAUGGGAUGGACCGGUGACGGUGAUUCGCUCCACAGCUCAUCUUCUCCACGGGGAAGAUAUGCAAUUGUAAUGAACACUUGGAAAAGAUAUGAUCUCUUGAAGAAGUCCAUUUCUCACUAUGCGUCAUGUCCUAGGCUCGAGUCUAUACAUAUUGUGUGGAGUGAGCCUGAUCCGCCAUCGGAUUCUCUUAAAAGAUUUCUUAACCAUGUGGUACAGUUGAACACAAGAAAUGGUCGCCGAGUUGAGUUGGUAUUUGAUAUCAAUAAGGAAGAUAGCUUGAACAACAGAUUUAAAGAAAUUAAGGAUUUGAAGACGGAUGCUGUUUUUUCGAUUGAUGAUGAUGUUAUAUUUCCUUGCUCUUCAGUAGAAUUUGCUUUCACUGUUUGGCAAAGUGCCCCAGAUACAAUGGUGGGAUAUGUGCCCCGUAUGCAUUGGGUGGAUGAAACGAAAGGCAAGGAUAAUUACAUAUAUGGUGGAUGGUGGUCUGUUUGGUGGACUGGUUCAUAUAGUAUGAUCCUCUCAAAGGCUGCCUUCUUCCACAAAAAAUAUCUCAAACUUUACACUGAUGAGAUGCCUGCAUCAAUUAAAGAAUACAUAACCAGGAACAGGAAUUGUGAAGAUAUUGCAAUGUCAUUUCUUGUUGCAAAUGCAACAGGUGCUCCUCCCAUAUGGGUGAAAGGUAAAAUAUUUGAGAUUGGUUCAACUGGAAUUAGCAGCUUGGGAGGUCAUAGUAAUAGGAGAACUCAAUGUGUUAACAAAUUUGUCGCUGAGUUUGGUCGAAUGCCCUUAAUAUCUACUUCUAUGAAGGCUGUCGAUAGCCGGAAUGUCUGGCUUUGGUGAUGCUGAGAUUCUACUGCAUUUCGAUCUCGAAAUUUCCACUCUUUUAGCACAGUAAGCAGUUGAGAUAUUCCUACUCUUUUUUCUUUUUUUUUGUCUUGAGUUGUAUAAUAUUGAAAAUAGCUUAUAUGUUUUGGGGAUACAGCUUUUUUGGCCCUGCGGCUCUUGGAGCCUGGUUUUCUUGUACUCUUAACAACGAUGGCGGUCGCCAUUCGAGAUUACUGCUUGAAGCCUUUUUUGGUCUCUGGUUCUGGAGAUCUAAUGAGAUGUUCUUCGCAUUCCUAUUA
Molecule: messenger RNA, 1438 nt
Organism: Theobroma umbraticum
Lineage: Eukaryota; Viridiplantae; Streptophyta; Magnoliopsida; Malvales; Malvaceae
Gene: EPC1
Product: Nucleotide-diphospho-sugar transferases superfamily protein
Cellular component (GO): membrane
Molecular function (GO): glycosyltransferase activity
Source: RefSeq, a predicted model, not a curated record